Cercopithifilaria johnstoni is the source of this 699-nucleotide messenger RNA. The record is from the annotation of a GenBank genome assembly. NCBI's taxonomy places the organism in Eukaryota, Metazoa, Nematoda, Chromadorea, Rhabditida, Onchocercidae.
AUGGGACAGAAGGAUGGUUUAUUGCUUGAUUCGGACGAUUCUGAUAUACCUGAUCUUGAUUUACCUACUUCAAAUAUUCGUAAAGGAAGGUCAAGAUUGUUUUCAAGACAACGCCAAAAUGCAGAAGCAAUAACCGUGAGACGGCGCAUUUGUAGCGUGCAUAUCGCGCUAAUAUUGCUACUGUCCGCUAUAGUUGUCUCUAUUGCUUUUCUAGGCCUCUUCAUCUCGCAUAUUUCGUCUCAGCUGGAACUAUUACGCAAUGAUCCGAGACAUGAGGUUGUGACUCGAGAAUUGGAAAUAAUUAAAUGUGAAAUGAAUAGGAUUAAAUUAGAUAUCGAUGUGCUGCGUUUGAUGACCUCAUCGCCAGACACACCUGCCUGGAAUGUCUCCUCAUUACUAUACACUCGACUAGAGCAUAUCGAAUCACAAAUUGGUAGUAUCGUUGAUAAAGUACAGGAAAAACUCAACGAUCACUUAGAAAAUGAUACCCUCAACUUGAUAUCGGAUCAGGUCAAUGCCGUAGCAAAUGCUUGCAUUCAAGGAUGUGGGGCCGUUUCAAAGCUGGUAAUAUUUAACAAUGGCACGAAAUAUACCUUUGACCCAGCUGGCGACAAACUAAAAAAGAAGCGUUCUAAGGUACCUCAAUGGUCUUCCACUCGUGACAUUCCUGUCGUGUUCACAAGAGCCAAACAUAUAUAG